Ilex paraguariensis (yerba mate) is the source of this 309-nucleotide messenger RNA. NCBI's taxonomy places the organism in Eukaryota, Viridiplantae, Streptophyta, Magnoliopsida, Aquifoliales, Aquifoliaceae. The record is from the annotation of a GenBank genome assembly.
AUGAAACAAAUCCCUACACGCUACCCACCUUUGCACUGUUCACCAGUCACCUCCUCUGCCAUGGCUCAUGGCUCAACACAGCGGUACCCUUACACCGUUACCCAGACCCUUCUCACUCAUCUGCCAUGGCUCAGCGGUAGCACACACCAUUCACACCAACGUUCUCAGGGGCAGCACACACACCAGCGACAGCUCAGCCCAGGUACUUUCCUCUCCCCCUCUCUUCCUCUCUCUCUCCAAUCGCUUAGCAGCACACACACCAUUCAUAUUCACACACACGAAUCCCUUUCACCAAUGACCGACUUUUGA